Anguilla anguilla (European eel) is the source of this 3710-nucleotide messenger RNA. RefSeq names its product sodium-coupled neutral amino acid transporter 3-like. Gene Ontology annotation, biological process: L-glutamine transport; serine transport; L-histidine transmembrane transport. Gene Ontology annotation, molecular function: L-glutamine transmembrane transporter activity; glycine transmembrane transporter activity. The transcript has 16 exons. The record is from RefSeq and is a predicted model, not a curated record. The coding region runs from base 314 to 1750 and encodes 478 amino acids. Lineage: Eukaryota; Metazoa; Chordata; Actinopteri; Anguilliformes; Anguillidae.
CACUCCCAGCCGGUCUGACUGAGUCCUAAGGCGUUUAAGGGGGGAAAAAAAACCUCACUGACGAACUAGCUGGAUGUCAGCACGGCAACCGUUCAGGCAGGAGCUGUUUGGUUUCACCCAGGAUUUUCUGUGGAAAAUAAGUUAGCAGAGGAAAGAGCCCCUGACCAGGGACCAGCUGGAUCAGAUCGGAAUUAACCUGUACUCCCAGAGGAUACUGAGAAGGCCUUGAACAGCGUGGAAGUCAACCUGCAGAAAGAAAUAGCACCUCCACCCCACACAUCUGUUCACACACUCCUCCUGUCCAUAAAGAAUCAUGGAGUUACAGAAACUGGCCAAUGGGAACCACCAUGGCCUGAGUCCAGAGAAGAUUAAUCUGGAUGAUGGGUUUGACGGCGUUGAAAGUGUUGCAACAGAAAGCGAGGAGUUUCUACCUCACAGCCAUGAUGGGAAGAAACAGCCACAAUUCACUGAUUUCGAGGGAAAGACCUCAUUUGGGAUGUCUGUCUUCAACCUCAGCAAUGCCAUCAUGGGGAGUGGAAUUCUGGGAUUGGCAUAUGCCAUGUCCAACACUGGCAUCAUCCUCUUCCUAUUCCUCUUGACAUUCAUUGCCAUUCUGUCUGCAUACUCCAUUCACCUCCUGCUGAAGAGCGCAGGCGUUGUGGGCAUCCGCGCGUAUGAGCAGCUGGGAAACCGGGCUUUCGGGCCCCCGGGCAAAGCUCUGGCAGCCGUAAUCAUCACCAUACACAACAUCGGCGCCAUGUCCAGCUAUCUCUUCAUUGUGAAAUAUGAGCUGCCUCUUGUCAUCCAGGCCUUCCUCGGGAAACAGAGCAACACUGGAGAGUGGUUCUUAGAAGGGAAUUACCUGAUCAUCAUCGUCAGCAUCGUCGUCAUCCUCCCCCUUGCACUAAUGAAACAGCUCGGUUACCUGGGGUACACCAGUGGCUUCUCCCUCACCUGCAUGGUGUUCUUCCUCAUCUCGGUGAUCUACAAGAAGUUCAACAUUCCAUGUCCAUUAGACGACAUUAGUGUCUCUCUCAACUAUACGGAAGAAGACACCUGUCAGAGUGAACUUUUCACCAUUAACCAACAGACGGCAUACACCAUCCCCAUCCUGGCCUUUGCGUUUGUUUGCCACCCAGAGGUGCUGCCCAUCUAUACGGAACUGCGCAACCCAACCAAGAAGCGCAUGCAGACGGUGGCCAACAUCUCCAUACUCGCCAUGUUUGUCAUGUACCUGCUCACUGCUAUCUUUGGCUACCUCACCUUCUAUGUGAACGUGGAGGCGGAGCUCUUGCACACCUACAGCAAGGUGGACCCCCUGGACACGCUGGUGCUGUGUGUGCGUCUUGCCGUGUUGGUGGCUGUCACCCUCACCGUGCCCGUUGUUCUGUUCCCGAUCCGGAGGGCGGUUCUGCAGCUGCUGUUCCCAGAUAAGCCAUUCCACUGGGCUCGGCACAUUGGCAUCGCCAUUUCGCUGCUCUUCAUCGUCAACCUGCUCGUCAUCUUUGUGCCCAACAUACGCGACAUCUUCGGCCUCAUCGGAGCCACUUCCGCUCCCAGCCUGAUCUUCAUCCUGCCCGGAAUAUUCUACAUUCGCAUCGUCCCCAGCGAUGUGGAACCCUUGAAAUCCCGGUCAAAGAUUCAGGCUGCCUGUUUUGCCGGCCUGGGUUUUGUGUUCAUGGUGAUGAGCUUGUCUUUCAUCGUGGUGGACUGGGUUUCUGGAGAGAGCCGGAGCGGGGGUGGGCACUGACAUUCAGCGAUGCCAAUGCGCCAAAUGGAACAGGACAUUUACUCUCAAUCCAGCAUCUGGUACCCCCCCCCCAGUCCCCCAACACACAUACACACCUAUUUACCCAGUCCAGUAAACCGCCAAUGUUAAGAUUGACUUGACACCGUCCGCAUGCAGAACAUACAGACUCUACUUCCCGUCUCAUUCCCAGAUAAUUUUUCCCCUGUCCUCAGGUUAGUUUUACUGUAUUGUUUAUGAGAAUAAUGACAGUCCUGUCUCCCAGGAAUCUGCAGCUCUCUUAAUGUGCUGCCCUGACCAGUUGCUCUGUGCUCACGCUGAGAGGUGGGAGACAGAAGAAAAAAACAGUCAAAUUCUUCUCCCAGUACAUUCUUCUCCCUCACUUAACCUGCAAGGAACAUAUGCAAAUUACUGUCAGCUGUCUGAUGUGGUUGUCAGUAAAUUAGAAAAUUAGGUCAUAAAAUAAUAAAUAGAUUAUACAUAUAUUUUAUCCUGCAACUUGAAAUGGAAAGAUAAUUUUAUUCCAGUUAUAUUUAUAUUUUGCAAAAAAAAGCAAAUGUGAAAGUAUUUAAAUUUCUCCCUCUCCCUUUUGCAAAACAAAAGGAAAACAUUAGUUUUAGUCUUUGUGCCAUUUAUUUAAUCACAAUGUAUAUACAAACAUAUCAGUAUGAAAAAACUGUAAGUGUUGUUUGUUAUACCAGUAGGGUGGUUUACAAGAAAGCCAUUCAGUCCUGCGAAUGUAAUUGGUCAGCUCUGAGCCAGCUGACGGUUUACAGUGUGUAUUGGUCGAUAAAUGUUCCUGUGCAGUCUAUGACCAAAAAUUGUAUGAACCUGAUGAAGUAUUUGUGUAUUUGUUUUAAUACUUUAUAACUUGCAUUAAGGAUUAAGCUCUCCAUACCCACCAGCUAGUGUGUUGGCUUCAGCUUUUCCAUCGAUAACUGUUUCCAAUAGAAAUUCAAGGGAUAAAAACAAAGGCUUGUAGCUGUGUGGAAAAGCACCCGCCGAGAAAGGUGUUUCCAAACUGCUACGUUGGGUAAAAACAGAAUCAGGAGAAUUGAGGCCAAAUUCAUACAGCAAGCAAUUGCAUUAAAUAACCAAAAGAUAAGCUGCGUAUGAAUGUAAACCUUUUCCCACCAGCCUUGUUGCAUAUUUAUACCAUAUAUUUUCUGUUUUUUUUUCUUCAAAAUUGUUGAAUUAGCAGAAAUGAUGAGGCAGUUGUGUUUUUUAACAAACACUUUUAUUUUGAGGUUCACUACACAUAUUUCCAGCAGGCAAGGUGGACUGAGUUAGGACAUGACAUUAAUUCUAGUCACAUGAAAUAAAGCCCAUGGAUGUGUAGUUGUUGUUUUCUUUUUCUAAAAUGUCUCCCUGGACUGUUCGCUGUCCAUCAUAAUAUCAUCUUUCCCUGAUUGGGGAAAAGGCAAAGGGGAAAGAGAUCAUUUCUUCCCUCUGUUAUUAGAGAGCCAAAGAAAGAAGGGCCUAUUUUACCACUGUCAUAAAUGGCCUUGGAGUAAGUCCAUAAAAUAUAUUGAUGUGUUCUUCUAUCUGUAAAAGAUUAUAGAUUUAAAGAUUUUUGCUGUUCACAUGAAGUUAUUUUGUAUAAUAAUUGUAGUCUUGUCUGAGAAAAAGGCAUGCAAAUUGAAUAUUUUUAAAUGAUACACCCAUAUUUGUGUGUGUUUGUACAUGUGUUCACAUGUGUUUAUAUUUCAAGAAAAAGAGUUAAAAUGCACAAAUUAUUUGUUCCUAUUUGACCAAUCCAAGGACAUUUUGGUGAGCAUUUGAAUGCUCCUUUUUGAUUUGUAGUAUUUAUCAAGAGAGUUCCUGGGGGAUACUGGCGCAAAAGUAUCAAGUUCUGUUUUUUGGUCAGUUGUAUCACAAAAUAUUUGUCAAGGUCACAGACGUGCUCUCUUUUUAAAUAAAGAUGAAUAACUCUUUAAUAAAUUUAAUAACUGUUGAAUAAUUA